Pogoniulus pusillus (Red-fronted tinkerbird) is the source of this 1604-nucleotide messenger RNA. RefSeq names its product tyrosyl-DNA phosphodiesterase 2-like. The record is from RefSeq and is a predicted model, not a curated record. Gene Ontology annotation, biological process: double-strand break repair. Bases 48 to 1205 code for a protein of 385 amino acids. Lineage: Eukaryota; Metazoa; Chordata; Aves; Piciformes; Lybiidae. The transcript is spliced from 7 exons. Gene Ontology annotation, cellular component: cytoplasm; PML body. Gene Ontology annotation, molecular function: single-stranded DNA binding; protein binding; 5'-tyrosyl-DNA phosphodiesterase activity.
UGCAACACCGGCAGGCGGGGCUGGCCCCGGCUUCCGCCGCGGCACCCAUGGAGGCGGCCGAGCGGCGGCAGGAGGAUGGGGUCGGGGUGUCUCAGUGCCCGAAGCCUGGGGAGCCGCUGCCGGUGGAGGAACAGCAGCAGCAGGAGGAGGAGGAGUCGUUACACCUGGCAAAGCGGAGGAAGGUGCUGUGUUGCGAGUUCGUUGCCAUCACGUGUAGCGAUACGGAGGUUGCCCAAAGCUUCCUGGCCGGAAACGACUGGCACUUGCAGAGAGCGCUGGACUCCUAUUUCGAGCCGCCAACGGUGAAAGAGGUUGCGAAGGUGGAGACAGCAGGCGAAGUGCCGCAGGCCCCCAAAGUGCCUGCGAUCUGUAUUGACCUCACAGACAAUGCAACUACUAGCAGUGAUGGUGCCAGCAGUGCAGAUCUGAAGCAACAAGAAGAUGACAGCAGCUUCUCACUGCUAACCUGGAACAUUGAUGGGCUGGAUGUAGGAAAUCUGAUAGACCGAGCUAGAGGAGUCUGUACUUACGUGACAUUAUACAACCCAGAUGUUGUGUUUUUACAAGAGGUUGUACCACCGCAUCUUGGUCUUCUACAUAAGAGACUAGGCAACUACACUGUCAUUCCAGGUAACCUAGAUGGCUAUUUCACUGCCAUACUGUUGAAGAAAUCAAGAGUGAAGCUGCUGAAACACGAGAUAAUCCCUUUUCCAACAACCUCCAUGAUGAGGAACCUUUUAGUUGUGCACGUGAGCAUAUGUGGUAUCGAACUUUGCCUUAUGACCUCUCACCUGGAGAGCACUAAAACGCACUCCAGGGAGCGUGUGAAGCAACUGCAAAUAGUGUUAAAGAGAAUGCAGGAGGAGCCUGAGUCCACCACUGUUAUCUUUGGAGGGGAUACAAACCUCAGAGACAGUGAGGUUGCUAGACUAGGUAAGUUGCCUGCCAACAUUGUGGAUGUCUGGGAGCUUUUGGGUAAACCUGAGCACUGCCGUUACACUUGGGACACCAUAUCCAACUCCAACCUGAAUGCUGCGUACAAGUUCAAGACGAGGUUUGACCGCCUGUACUUGCGGCCUGCAGCAGCAGAAGGGGGAUGUGUUAGACCACAAAGUAUGGACUUAGUUGGGUUGGAAAAACUGGACUGUGGCAGGUUCCCUAGUGAUCACUGGGGUCUUCUGUGUCGCUUCUGUGUGACGCUAUGAAAAAGAGAAGAGGCUUGCAUUGCUCAGUUUUAGCUCAUCUGUUCUUUUUUAACAGCGAUUUGCUUUCUUGUUUCAAAUGGUACGUAUCUUAAUGUUCAAAGUUCAUGCGCUCUCUAAUGUGGAAUGGCUUCAUUUUAAGCCAGAGAUCCCUUUUUCUCCUUGUAUGCAUCUGUUCUUCUGUUAUAUGUUAUAAUAUUUAUUUUUAGCAACGUAUGCAGACUAUAAAACCAAACAAACAACGAACCCAUCCCCCAAAACGAACAAACCUCCCUACAAUUUCCGGUUUUAAAGUGGGAGAAAAAACUGUGUAAAUACAAUUCAGAAACAUUGUUUAAAGGGCAGAUGUUACUUUUAUGUUGGCAUGUAUUCUAAUAAAUGCUGCUUUUUUUUGCUAAAGAA